This is a messenger RNA of Tachysurus vachellii, 7346 nucleotides long. RefSeq lists its product as uncharacterized. Gene Ontology annotation, biological process: cell-matrix adhesion. Gene Ontology annotation, cellular component: cell surface. The transcript has 54 exons. The record is from RefSeq and is a predicted model, not a curated record. NCBI's taxonomy places the organism in Eukaryota, Metazoa, Chordata, Actinopteri, Siluriformes, Bagridae. The coding region runs from base 56 to 6688 and encodes 2210 amino acids.
CUUGACACUCGACUCGGAUCAGCGACACACAGUUCUCCAUGAUCUUCUCCUCACCAUGAGAAAGCUACACUUCUUCUUGCUCUUGUUCUCAGGGGCGCUGAGCUUCGGAACUUUAUGUACAGCACUGAAUGAAAUUUUCCAUGGUGGAACCUGUAAAACCAGCCUUACACAACAAGACUGUACUGCUACUAAUGACUCCACGUCAGACUUCCUGAUGUGUGUGGGUAUCCCAUCAGACCCUGGAGCAGUAGACCAACAGAUCCUCAGCCUGAAGGGCCUGAUCGAUGCUCUGCUCGAUGUCUUUGUGUAUCUGGACGUGGGAUUGAGAGACGUCCCCUUGCAAAAUGCGGAUCCAGGAUGGAGCUUUAACUCCACAGCUCUGCUCCAGGAUGAUGAUGUCAUCAGGAUGUGGCUACAGAUUAGGCUGACUCCAGUGCUCUCCACCAUCUCUCAGAACUUCCUCACCUGCCUUGGAUAUAACAACUUCAGCUGCCAGACUUACCAAACUGUGGUGCAGGAGCUGAGUACGCAGUUCUCCAGUUUAGAUUCUCAGAGGCAGCAGUGGAUCUACUCUAACUUCAUGCAGCCCUUCCUGUCCAGCACCACACCAUCAGGUUGUGUGCUUCCAGGUGACUCCACUGAGGACUGGCUCACAAAGAACUUCGGCUCUUUCUCAGUUCUGGCCCAACUCAGAGAGUUCAACUCUAUCAAUGGACUCUUCAGUGGGUUGGAUGUACUGCACCUGUUGAGUCCAGAGCAGAAAGCAGAGCUCAUGCUGUAUCCUGAGACCUUUGGUCUGAACAACGAAUCCCUCAGUGUGGUUCUGGGCAGCUUGUUGGGUUCACUAACACCCUCUGGAGAUGUGAACACCUCCAUUGGUGCCAUGUGGGAUUCAGGAUUACCUUUUAGUUACUCAUCUUCUCCACAAGACCCACUCACACAGACAGUGAAUGGCUUCAUGACUGUGUUCAGCCCUGUUGGAAGUUUUGUCAGAGAAUUUGUGUCCUUAACACAUCAGCAAGACCUGAGCAGCAUGAGAAGUGCGACGCUAAUACAGGCGAUGCUAAACUGGACACUAGCAGAGCUUGCAGCUCCGUAUAAAAACAUCAGCAAUAAUCAGCAGAUGGAUCAGACGAUGUUUAAUCCUACAGACGUUAACUCCUGGUUCACACAUGUCGUUGUUCCUAUUCUGAACACAUACCUCUCCAGUGAUAUACCAGCUGAACUCACUGCUGUCUUCCAUAAUGUGUUUCAUAUGGAGAAUUCAGUGAACAAAACUCAGGACACUUGCAGUGUCACUCUGGAUGGCGCUUGUGCUGUGGCAAAUGUGAUGGAGCAUGUGGCUAAAAUCCUGCAGUGUGCAUCCAGAACUAAUCUGACACUCACAGAGGAAACAGUGACCAGUCUCGUACUGCACAUUUCCAGCAAUCUCAACACACUGCUGAACCAGCUUGCCCACACGAAUUUUAGUUCAGAAGAUUCCCCUUUUAGAGACAUUCUAGAUCAAAUCCAUGACCCAAGGCACGUUGACCUGAGGGACGCAGCGUUUGUCACCACAUGGUUUCAUAUCAAACUGAAGCCUCUCUUACCCACACUGACACCAGAAUACCUGCUCUGCCUCAGUGCCAAACCGUUUUCCUGCCAAACCUUCCAGAUACUUGUGCAGGAGAUGAGCAACAACAUGUACCUGAUGACAGAGAAUGGAACUCGUUUGGUUUAUAAGAACUUUAUCUUCCAGUUCCUGUACCAUCAAAACUCCACAGGUGCCUGCAUGAGUAACAGCAGUUUUCAGUGGAUCAAGAGGAACCUGGGUGAAUUCUCUCAGUUUGCCACUGUGCAGGAGAUGUAUCUGCUCAAUCCUGCGUUUGAUGCUCUAGAAGCUUUCAAUGCACUCACUCUGAACCAAAUAGCUGAGAUCAUCAUUGAAGACCUUCCUGGACUCACAGAUAAAGAGCAGCUCAUUAACAUCGUGUUCAGCAACAUUCUAACAUCACAGACGCUUCUGCUUCCUCAGCUCGUUCUCCUCAUCUCAGAGAUGAACAUGAUGAAAAAUAACUGUUUGAUUUAUACGGAAAUGUUUGUAUGGCUCCACUUUACUUCUCUGUCUACAAACCCAGAAACAGAUGCAGUGACUCUGAGCAGCAUCAACAACCUAAUAAAGGCAACACCAGCAGCUUGUGCCUCCUACAGUGGCAGGUGCAACAUCACUGCUGUCACUGAUAUGACAGUGUGCAAUGGUGUGAACAGUUCUGAUUUGGUUGAGUACCUGAAUGAGCCACAUAACGGGAGUCAGCUCUGCAGCUUCAAUAUUACACAGUAUGCCUGUGCUCAGUUGACAGAUUUGUCUGCAGUAGACCUUGUGACGGUGUUGUCAUGUAAUCUCAAUGGUAACAACACUAUAUCAGAGGGGAUGUGGAAACUCUUUAUACUGAGCAUCAGCCCCACCAUUGGCCCCGCCCUUGACCUGUUUACCAACACGACCUUCCAGCAGUCUCGCCCCCUGGUGGUCAUGUUGGACAUAAUUGGUGAUGUGACCUUCAGUUUUUUCAGCCCACUCAGUUUUACGAACAGUUCAUUCAUCCAGCUGUGGUUUGGACAGAGACUCCACCCCUUCUUACCAUAUGUCUCACCCAGCUUCCUGUCCUGCCUCUCCAAAAAAAACUUCAGCUGUGACACAUACCAGAAUGUGGUUGAGAUUUUGAGUCAGCAAUCUGAGGCUAUGUCCAUUCAGACUCAGAUGUCUGUCUAUGUCUACUUCAUCCACACGUUUCUCAGCAGCUUCAACAGGACAGCAGGUUGUUCUGCUGGAGUUCAGAGCUCUGAUUGGUUGAUCCAAAACUUUGGUGCCUUUGCUGGAUUUGCAACUCUCUCUGAGCUACAGAGUCUGAACCCUUCCCUGUUAGUGAUGGAUAUUUUGGGUAGUUUAUCUCUAUCACAGUUGGUGCAGGUCUCCAACUCUCCUGAACUCAUAAGUACACCUGCUCAGGUCACGCAGGUGAUGAACAACAUUCCAGCAUCUGAACUCGGCCUGUUCUUCACUCAGCUCUCCACCACCCUAACUGUUGGCGGUGUCUCACUUUCCCCUGUGGUCAGUGAGGCUUUUCUGCAGGAGGUGUUUACAAGAGUGAAUCUGGGGGACCCGAUGAUGUCAGACUCUGAGGUGGAGCAGUGGAUCAACGUCAGACUGCAGCCUUUCAUCUCAAGUAUCCAGACAUCACAGAUUCCUCUGUACUUCAGCAUGAUCACACAGCGCUCCUGCAACAUCUCACAGCAAGGUGUGGCGCUGCUGAACUCCGCCCACUCCAAUUUCAGUACUGCCAUUCAGCGGGCAAUAAUUAAUCAGCUACUCAUCUCUCUCAAAGGGCCCUUGCUGAUGAAAUGCUACACUAAUAACAGUUACUACGUAUUCCUGCAGUCGUACUUCAUGGAGUUCCAGUUCCCUACUCUUUCCACCUUCCUGUCUCUCAUGCCUCCAGGCCACAUGGCAGAGCUGUUGAACUCCAUAUCCGCAGCACAGAUGUCUCAAUUUCUAAAUAACAACGGCACUGUGGACCAACAAACUGCCCUGUGCGAGCUCUUCAACAACUACAACCAAACAGAGAACUACCUGCAAAGUGUGCCGGUUUUGUCCUCAGCUCUGGCCAGCCAGACACUGCAGUGUGUGUGGCCUCAAGCGAUCAGUGCCACAUCUCAAGCAGAUGUAGACAGAUGGUUUGAUGUUACACUAGUCCAGUACCUGCCCUACAUCAGCUUUCAGAUGAUCAACUCCACCCAGAUGUCUGGGGCCUCCUGCCUUGCCUUCCGCAAGUUUGUGUCUUUAAUGGGAAGUUAUAACUUUGGUAAGGCAAGUUUUACCAAGGAAGAUAUCUAUGCUACCAUCCAGUCCUAUCUGACCACAGCAAACCCACCCAAAUGCUACAACACUACAGACCCAUUGCUGAGCUCCACUGCCUGGUUUUAUCAGUACAUCAGAGUCUUCAUCACCUUCAUCACAGUGGAUAACCUGCAACAGUUUGGAGGCACAAAGUUGCAGCAGUUUACUCCAGAUGCACAGAACCUUGAACUGUUCAGGAAGAACAAUGUUAGCCAAGAUGUCAUCUCUGCCUACUCAAAUAUGCUGUUUGACGCCAUGCCAGACUUCAGCAUCUUAUUUCUCCCAAAACCAUUGUGGUGUUCUGCUCCAGCAAGUGCUUUCUCAAAUCUGUCUCAAAGUGAUGUAGUGAACAUUACCAAAUCUCUACAACAGCAGUGCACAAACAUAGAUCCUACUGUAUCUGCUGCACUUUCAAGUAACGUGGACACCCUGACGCCAGACACCAUUAUGGCGUUGGGUAACUCCAUCACUGGUGUUAGUGUUGGUCAGAUUACAGCCUGUAGCCCCUCCAGCCUACUGUCCUCCAUCGGUUUCCUUAGUUCUGUGGUUGGCUGGAGCCAGAGCCAGGCCAUGGCCAUCAUCCAGUCACUGUUGUCAGCUGGACUUUUAAAGAUCACCUCUGUUGGGUUACUGCAGCAGUUGGGCACUCUGUUGAUGGGUGUUCCCUCUGAACUGUUCAGCUCCAUCUCUGCAGCUUCACUGCUCAGUGCCCUGCAGUCUCCGACCUUCCUAAGUAACGUUGUCACUACUCCCAUCCCCACACAGCAGAUCAUUGUCAACCAGAUUAUCUCUGUGAACUCCACCCCUGAUUCUGUUGUCCAGAAUGUGCCAGAAAACAUGACACCCUUGAUUCCUCGUCCUUCUCUGCUGUUACUCUCUCAGCAAACAGCAACAAUACUCAAUCAGAAACAGUGGACAUCUGAUCAGGCCGCACUGUUCUUUGAUGUCGUGGCUAAUCAGUUCUCCAACGCAGACAAUAUCUCAUUCCAGGUGUUGCAGGGGUUCACCUGCACACGUGUUCAGAUGUUCAGCACACAGAAAGUGAAGAAUCUGAUUAGGGGCUGCAGGCGCCGUGGCAACAGAAAGGUCACCCUACAGGAGUCACAGUUGACCUGCAUGUACAACUACAUAAAGCACGACACUGUGACAUCCUUUAGUGAUUAUCCUGCUGAUAUGCUACUCUACUACAAUCUUUCUCAGGUGCAGCCAUCUCUGUGUCAGUCGUAUUACUCAGCUCUGGGUGGAGCAGACUUCAGUGUGUUCUCCCCAACUCUAGCUUUCAGGAGAAACACCCUGUUUAUGAACGCUCGUCAGUGCCUCGGAGUCUCGGGACUGAGAGUGAACCAGACUCAGCUGGAUGUGAUGGGACAGAUGGUGUGUGUGUUCAACAGCGCUUACAUCCUCAACUCGGACCCAUACGUUCUGGAGAAACUCAAACUGUGUAAUACUCUAACACCUGAGCAGAGCAGCGCUGUUGAGAAUGUCCUACUCAGUGGAAACACCAUUUACGGAGCUCCAGCCAGUUGGAAUCAGACCACACUAACAGCGUUGGAUGAUCUGCCCCUGUACCUGUCCUCAAACUUCUGGGCCUAUUUUACACAGAAAGAGAAGUUGAGCUUUUUACGGGGGUUUGUUGCUGUGUUGAAGAACAGAGGAGUGUCAAGAAUGAGCAUCUCCAACCUGAUCACUCGGGCAGGAAGUGCGCCUAGUGCCAAUACCAGGAGUUUGUUACGAUUUAAACGUGACACAGACACAGCAUGUACAGUGGGGGAAAUAACUCAGGUCCAAGCAAGUGAUGCCUCUUUCCCCUUUGGCUAUGACGUGAACCAGUUCAAUGUGUGUCUCAGUGUACAGACCCUAAAGGACAACCUGGCUGCCGUCACAGACAAGGCCACAGGCAGCGACUACCAGACGGUCAUCCUGUACAAACUCAACCAGGCUUACCCAGCAGGCAUCAGUGACCAAGUGUUACAGGUUAUUGGCCCCGCCUCCCGUGCAGCCUCCACCAGUGACAUCAGCAAGUGGAAUGUGACAUCAAUCGUCACACUCUCUGCUCUGAUGAGAUCAUAUGAUGGAGACUGGAGCCCAGAGCAGGUGAGAGCUAUAGUCAGCAGGUAUUUGACUGGAAACAGAUCUUUGGGUACCUUGGAGCUGAAUGCACUGGGAGGAACAAACCUGUGUGCACUGAACACCAGCAUGCUGAACACUAUCAGCGCCACCAGCCUGCAGCUUGCGGGCGCACUGCAAGUGUCAAACUGCAGCAUGGAGCAGAAGCAGGUUCUGUUCAGCAUCUCUCAGGUCUCCUUUAAUGACCAAACACUGAGCAAGAGCACACAGCGUAGCGCCACAGUGUCCCUUAACUCCUACCAGCUCAUAAAGUCAUACCUGGGUGGAGCUAAUCUUUCCUAUGUGCGUACACUCGCCAUCUCCAACGUCAGUAUGGACUUGCUCACCUUCAUCACACUGGACCCGAACGUUGUUAAUAACCUGACAGUGAGCGAGGUUCAGGGUCUGCUAGGUGCUAAUCUGCCUGAUCUGAAGACGUAUGAGAAUAACACAGUGGUUAACAACUGGAUCACACGACAACUGCAGACUGAUCUCAACACCCUGGGCCUCGACCUCACUGGGGGACGCACCGGAACUACACCCACUACGGCUAGUGCUCCUGCUAAUGCUACUGCUAAUGCUACUGCCACUUCUGCUACCAGCAACAAGCCUACAGCUGCAGGCUCCAGUAUCUCCACCUCCUCUGGGCUGGAAAAGCUCCUCCUCAUUCUAGGUGUAACCAUGGCAACUCUGCAGCUAAUCCACUGAUUAUGAUGUCACAGCAUGAUGUCAGGAAAUCACCUGACUGUUGUGUUUAUAAAUAAAAUUAAUCUAAAAUCCCACACUUCCUGUGUACAUGUGUACCAUCUGUCUGUCUGCCUGCCUCUCUACCUGCCUCCCUGUCUGCCUCUCUGUCUGCCUUUCUGCCUCUCUGUCUGUCUGCCUCUCUGUCUGCCUGCCUCUCUACCUGCCUCCCUGUCUCUCUGUCUGCCUCUCUGUCUGUCUGUCUGCCACUCUGUCUGCCUCUUUGUCUGCCUUUCUGCCUCUCUGUCUGACUCUCUUUCUGCCUCCCUGUCUGUCUGUCUGCCUCUCUCUCUGUCUGACUCACACAUCUGGAGUAUAGUUAUAAUAGUGAUAGUAAAAUUAUGAGUUUUACUUCUUAACCAUGAAAUGAUUGUGUAACAACAACAAACUGAAAUGAUAUUUAAACCCAGCAGGAAUGUGAUUAUUAUUAUUAUUAAAGGAUUAUUAAAUAAUGAAGGAAUGUUGUGAUGACAUUAAUGGAAUAAAUUGUAUCUUCUCUCAUUGUGGUUUUAAUGUCUUUGGACCACAAAACGUCCAUGACCUCAGUGGUGUGUUAUAUAUAUAUUACUAUACAUUUACCUAUUUGUAUUUAAAUAAACAUUCUGCUUUAACUGUUUCACAA